Molecule: messenger RNA, 4095 nt
Organism: Seriola aureovittata
Lineage: Eukaryota; Metazoa; Chordata; Actinopteri; Carangiformes; Carangidae
Gene: sagb
Product: S-antigen; retina and pineal gland (arrestin) b
Exons: 15
Coding region: 1990-3237 (415 amino acids)
Biological process (GO): G protein-coupled receptor internalization; signal transduction
Cellular component (GO): photoreceptor inner segment; photoreceptor outer segment
Molecular function (GO): G protein-coupled receptor binding
Source: RefSeq, a predicted model, not a curated record
AAUGUUUGUCUCAGACACAUUAAUGAGACCAGACCAGCUUUUAUCUGUAGAGAUCAGUGAGAUUCUGAUCAGACCCCCCCCCCCUCCUGCGCUGAGGUGUUUAAACUGCGGAUAUCAGCAGACAGACUGCUGAGUCUGACUAAUGGGAACUUAUCAGCUCAGCAGAGACUGUCUUCCUUCUGAUCAUGUGAUAGAACGGUCACAUGUCAGAAUACCACCAGCAACAACCAGAGAGGAGACGAUGGCUGCGGUUGAAAAGUCAGAAUAAUCUCUCUAACCUCUUCUCCUUGACGGAAAACAUGAGGUAAAGGAGAAUUUAUAAGGACUUAGAAAAGGACAAUCAUGAUGCGGGAAUCUGACUGCACUCACACUUUUUUUUUUUUUGACUAACUUUAUAACACAUGGAUGAUAAAUCCUCCUUUACUAACCACAAAAUAAAGCAAACAGGAUUGAUAUGUUGAAAUAAAACAACAUGAAAGGAAAUUACAAAUUGAGAAAGCUGAGAUAUUAAAAUAAUUAAAUGAAAGUAAAGAACUGAGCAAGUGAUCAAAAUAAGUUAUAUUCACACACAUGUGUAUGGUUUCCUCACAUAUGUGCUUUUGACAUUUUUAAGCAUUUAAGUAGAGAAAAUUGCUCUGCUGAAGGAAAUAUGAAAGGAAGCACUGAAGCUCCUUUACUCAGCUCUUCUACGUCCAGCUCAUUUCACUGAGUUAGGAACCUUCCUUAGAAAACAAUACUUGUGUGCAGCCAGAAGUAACAGUUUAACUGAAGAGAAGAUGAGAAGUGAAGCAUAUCACAUUUUCACACAAAGGGAAUGGAAAUGGGAUAAAGUGAAAGUAAAGCAGUGGAAGUGAUGGAAAGGCUCAGCAGUAUCUGCCUUUCAAAACAUCUGCCACAAAGAGCAGAACAGUUGGUCUUUAUAUUGUAAUCAUGAUUCCCAUGUUUAAUUUACUGCUGACAUGAACAACAUGAGUGAUGAAAUCAUGUGACUAAGAGCAACGAGGUCAAAGGACUGCGCUGCAUUAGUGUUAUCUUAGUUUAUUUCAGUGGGAAAAUGACAUUAAUUGAAAAGUCAACAUUGUAAAGAUAUGGUUUAGCCUUUUUCAUUGGCCCAUGGAGCAGAUGUCUACAUCUGUGGAGAGCUGUAGCUAUGAACUGUGUGUCUGUCAUGAGGACUGUCGCCUGUAGGGGGCACUGACACAGCUGAGGACUGUUAGUUUUCCUCAGGAUUUUAUAGUAAAGUCACUGAUUCCUGACAUUCAUCCCAGAGUAAAAAAAAAACUCAACUCAACGUCCACUUACCUGCUUAUUUGCUUUUGACAGUAUCACAUGGUCUUCAUCUGCAGAUGUAGUGGCUUAGUUGUCAACUGUAGAUGUAACUUCCACUGUGACUGUACAGACUUUCCAUGAAUAUGACUUGCUGUUGUAAACUGAGCUUCACAGUUCUAGUAGAGGACCUGGUUUCACACAUUUUUCCAGUCUCUGCAUUUCCUUGGAAACGUGACUCUGCAGCUCAGAGACCAGAGGGAGGGUUUAGUGUCAGACAUCUUUCAGUUCUCAUCGUGUUUUACAUGUCCACAGUGAAACUGCAGUACAGUCUGAGAUCGUCCUACUCGUGUGUCUUGCUGCAGGAUUAUCUUUGUGUGUGUGUGUGUGUUAAGUCAGUAAUUACCAGCAUGCUGACCAGGCUGUGUGUGUGUAGAUUAUAAAUGCAGCUCAGUCAGUCUGAUCAGCUGAAACCUGCUGCUUCUGAACAUCAUCAUCGCUCCUGCAACAGGUCAGUCUCUGUUUUCUGUCUGACAAAUAUUAAAGGAGCAGUUCGCAUUUUUAUCAAGUCUGUCUUGAAAUAACACGCAUGCUCACACAGUGGGUCAGAAGUGGUCUCAGACUUUUAGACCACCUGUAGGUACAUUUAGCUCCGGAUCAUUCUGGCCUUGCUGCAUUGAUGAAGAUUUUGUUUUCAUAAAACUGUCCAGAGUUGGUCGGUUAAUGAAACACACUGAUGUGAACUUGAUAAUGAGAAACCACAUGAGUUCAUGUCUGAAUAAUUGUGUGCUGCAGGUCCUGAUAACCAUGAGUCCUAAACACGUUGUCUUCAAGAAAGUUUCCCGUGACAAGUCGGUGGCCGUCUACAUGGCCAAGAGAGACUUUGUGGAUCACUGUGACUUUGUGGAUCCAGUUGAUGGAGUGAUCGUGAUCGACCCGGUGCAGCUCAAAGGAAAGAAAGUGUACGUGAUACUGUCGUGCACGUUUCGGUACGGCCGUCAGGACAUGGAUGUGAUGGGGGUGGCCUUCAGGAGGGACCUGUUCCUGGUGACCCGGCAGGUUUACCCCGAGCUGCAGGACAAGGAGAAACUGACUCACACCAAGGUCCAGCAGAAACUGCUGCGGAAGCUGGGAGACAACGCCUUCCCCUUCUUCUUCGAGUUUCCAGACAACCUGCCGUGUUCUGUGGCUCUGCAGCCUGGACCAUCUGAUGUGGGGAAGAAAUGUGCGGUGGAAUUUGAGGUGAAAGCUUUCUGUGGUGAAAGCCAGGAUGAGAAGAUUGACAAAGAGAGCUCAGUUCGUCUCAGCAUCCGUAAGAUCCAGUUCAGUCCAGAGAACAGUAAACUGGUUCCAGUUGCAGAUACCACCUUUGAGUUCCUGAUGUCUGAGAAACCUCUGCACAUCAAGCUGAGUCUGUCCAAAGAGACGUUUUACCACGGUGAGCCGAUAAAAGCCAACGUUGAGAUUACCAACUCAUCCAGCAGGAACAUCAAAGACAUCAGUGUGUCAGUGGAGCAGGUGACCAACAUUGUUCUUUACUCAAAUGACAAAUACGUGAAGUCAGUGGCCAAAGAGGAGACGGAUGACUCAGUUCCCUCUGGUACCACUCUGAAGAAGGACUAUACCCUACACCCUGUGCUGGCCCACAACAAAGACAGGAGAGGACUCGCUCUGGACGGACGACUCAAACAUGAGGACACAAACCUGGCUUCAUCCAGCAUUGUGAAGCAGGAGGUCCUGAAGGAGGUCCAGGGGAUACUAGUCUCCUAUAAGGUGGUGGUUCGGAUGAUGGCGACUGGGACCAUUGGAUCCAGUGAAGUGUCUCUGGAGGUUCCUUUCAGACUGAUGCAUCCUAAACCUGAACCAGCCAAGGAGGGUGAAUCAGACGACAUGGUCUUUGAGGAGUUUAAACGAGCCUACCUGAAGGGUGUGGUCUACGGAGACGACGAUGAAUCUCCCACCGAGGCCUGAAACCUCCACCGCUCAGACCCUGUCCCUGCUGUCCAUCGCUGUCCAGAGCUGAAGACAAACACAGUUUAGUCCAAAGACUUGAUGGUUUGUAAUGUUAGCAAGGUUUCCUCUAGCACUCCCCUCAGUUAAAUCGUCAGGAUGAUGUUUGAUAUGUCAUAGUGUGACUGUAGUGCAGUCUGCCUGUAGGGGGCACUGUGGUGCCGUGGGACGCACCAGUCAUGUUUUACAUACAACAUCAGAGAGAGAGACACAGUGUCGUAUCCUGUUUCUGUUCAGAACCACAGGGUCUCUGAUGUUCAGCUUCCAUCCAGAACAGAAACCCCAGUCCUGGUCCUGGUCCUGUCCUGGUCUGUCAGUCAUAUUCACUGACUGUUAAAGCAACAUGUCACUGACCAAACUGUGUCUGACCUGAGGCUCUAGCUCCAUCACAGCAUGUUGAUAUGAAGCAAACAGAGCAGGGAGUCUGUGACUGACAGAAACGAUUCGGAUGUCUAGUUCCUUUACUGUUAAUGAUCCCUGUGGUGAAGUAACUGCUGCAGUAGAACAACAGUGUAAAUGAUCCUGUUUUUUCCAGUCAAUCUGUUGACCUCAUUCUGACCUGAAAACAGAGUAGUGGGUAGAACAGAUGUGAAGGACUCUGUAGUGAAACCCAUUUUUACUUUCUUUACAACAGUAUUUGAUUGUGUCUCCAUUUAUUACAGAGGUCACAGGUCAACAGAAGAAGUUUGUCUAGUUUAAACUGAUAGUAAUCAGCUUCCUGUCUGAGAAUAAAACAAACUCUGUUGUAGAGAAAUGUGUGUUUUCUUUGUUUCAGAGAUUGAAACAAACUAAAUGUCAUAUUAAUAACUAUUAAUUAAA